Molecule: messenger RNA, 492 nt
Organism: Monascus purpureus
Lineage: Eukaryota; Fungi; Ascomycota; Eurotiomycetes; Eurotiales; Aspergillaceae
Source: the annotation of a GenBank genome assembly
AUGGAGAGAAUAGUCGAGUCGUUGCUUCUCCUGUCCAUCCCUGCUCUGAUCCUCGUCCACCUCGCCGUCGCUCCCUACACCAAGGUCGAGGAGUCCUUCCACAUCCAGGCGGUCCAUGAUAUCCUGUCAUAUGGGAUUCCCACGGAGAAUGUUACGCAAUACCUUCAGUCCCACUAUGACCAUUUCUCGUUCCCAGGAGCCGUACCGAGGACGUUCAUUGGAGCUGUUGUUCUGGCUGGGAUAUCGAGACCGGUGGCAUGGCUGAAUAGCAAUGUUGAUCGGCAGGUUUUGGCACGAGCUAUCCUCGGGUUGUUCAAUGGCGUUGCGCUCCUUUCGUAUGCGACUGCUGUCCGGCGGGCUUUCGGGCGUUCAACGUCCAUCUGGUACCUGGCUUUCCAGGCCAGUCAGUUCCAUGUCAUUUAUUAUGCUUCGAGAACUCUAUCGAAUAUGUUCGCGUUUGGGAUCUGUGGGUUCUGUCCUUUUGUUCUUUGA